UUCGGACAACGAAGUGAUUUCCUAAUGAUUAAUAUAAACGUGAACUUAAGAACUCAAACAGAGCGAUUCAUAUGAUAUCAAUAUAAACGUGAAGUUUAUUUGACAAAGAAUUGCAUAAGAACUUACAAGCGAUCGCUUUAUCCAAACGGUAUAAUAGAAGCAUCAACGCCAUAUCCCGCAAUACAACCCCAAGAAAGAUAACCACUCACCCAGACAACAAUCAACACAGAAGCAGUGACAGAAAUCUUGCCCCGAAGGAAGCGAAGAAAGAAUCCAUUGGGAAAAUGAAACUGACACUGGCCCUCAUAUUCCUAUCCUACGCAACGGCGAAAUUAGAAAUUAUUGAUUUUGACAAAAAUGAAGGCUAUUUGCCCAUCAAGGUUGGAGAAAAGAAGCUAAUAGACCACUAUAUCAAGAUUUUACAUAUCGUGAACAUCACCGAAUUAGUAGUAGCUAAACUUACAGUUGAGGAAAAUGUUAAUUUAUUGUAUAAAACAUUGCCAAGUGACUCCAUAAACGAUAACAUUUAUAAAACAUUGUCAAGGACCUUUAAAGAAUUGGACAUCAAAUUGAAAUCUAUAUUACCUAAGAAAAGGGAAAAAAGAGGACUAAUAAACAUUAUGGGAAGUACAUUAAAAAUUAUUUCGGGAACAAUGGACGAAGAAGAUAGGCAACAAAUAAUGGAAUCCUUAAGAACCUUGAAUACGGACACUUCAAAUUUAAUUGACGAAAACAAUAAACAAGUUAGGAUCAAUAAAGAACUACAAUCUCAAAUAGAAAACCUAAAGCAGAAUAUAGAAUUCAACAGAGAUAUAAAAAGAAUAAUAUAAACAAUCUUAUCCUCAAUACUCAGAUAAAAGACAACUUCCAUUAUAUGAAAAUCGUAUUUCAGAUUCAUAAUGAUAUAAAUUCUUUAUUACAUUUCAUUGAUACCAUAGAGGACGUCAUUUUGAUGAGCAGAUUAGGCAUAUUAACAAGAAAUAUACUGACGGACAAGGAGAAUGAUUUAGUUAGGUCAACGGACGAGUUUAGAGAAAUAAAAAUAGCUUCCUUAAUUUUUGAAAAUGACAUUAUUUUGACGCUCUUAAUACCACGUUUCAGUACUCACAUUUUCGAAAACUAUGUUUUGGAGCCAUUGGUGAAUGAAAAGAAUGAAAGUUUAUUUUUAACAAGUAAUGAGAUACUUUUAGAUAAUAAGAGAAACAUCUAUAUGACAUCCCCUAAGGAUAACAAAGUUAAAAAUCUUGUAGUUAUUAAUGAUAAAUGUAUCGAAGAUAUCUUUAAUUCAGCAAUAAUACAAAACUGUUUAAAAAUUAAGAAAGAACCCGAAGAAAUUAUAAAAGAACUUGGAUUUGGUCUUCUAACUGCAAAAAACUUAAAAAGAAAACAAAUCAUUCAAAAUUGCAGUGAUGACCCAAUAUUAAUUGAAGGAACUAAAAUUAUUAAAUUUGAAAACUGUUCAGUCAAUCUCAACAAUCAGUUAUUUGUAAAUCAAAAUGAAAUUGUCAUUGAUCAUUAUAUAAGUCCCGGAUACUUAAAACGAAUCGAAAGUGACAAUUAUACCGAGGCAUUAACUUUACAUUUUAUAAAUAUGAAAACUGUGGAGAUCAGAAAAGAACUAGCAAAAUCAAAACAAAAGAUAACCAAUAAUAAUGUACUAUCGCACAUAUUAAUGCUUAUUGUAUUAAUUGGUUCCAUUCUACUACUCGCAAAAUAUUUAAUAAAGUAUGUGAUAAUGAACAACAAAAAUGUUCCGAGGACGGAAGCAUUGACAAACGAUGGGGGAGUUACAGUACCCACAUCUACAGUACCCACUGUUACAAUACCCACUGUGACAAAUACUUUUUAAGAAACCCAAAUCUGAAACAGUGUUGCAGAUUCAAAAUAAAGAAAUUCCAAUCUGCAACAAUGUCACAGAUCAAAACAGCCACCCAAGUUGAAUACAAACAAAGAAACCUAAACCUGCAACAAUGUUGCAGAACAAAGAACAAAUAUUAUAAUAAAACUAAAGACCAAUCCAGAAUGGUCAAAAUGCAAGCUAAGCAUUUUGACCAUUGAUAUGAAAUAAGUUCUA
This is a messenger RNA of Musca domestica (house fly), 2074 nucleotides long. RefSeq lists its product as uncharacterized. The record is from RefSeq and is a predicted model, not a curated record. Lineage: Eukaryota; Metazoa; Arthropoda; Insecta; Diptera; Muscidae. The coding region runs from base 875 to 1849 and encodes 324 amino acids. The transcript is spliced from 2 exons.